GUUUUACAAAAAAAUCCUUCGAGCGCAAUAGGCACGGCCCACAGAGGAGAACAACAACCGCAGCGCUAGGUCGAAAGGUUGAGAGAAGAGAUGUUCAGAAACGUAUUCAAGACCCUUUUGGGCGGGUCGUCGACGACGACUUCCAUGCUCCGCAGCGGGAUCCCACAACGCUCAUCGUAUUCGAACUUCCAGUCAGUGUUCUCCCAACUGUCAAGCUCGACGCAGAAGGUGUCCCAGAGGUUUGCCACGAUCAACCAGAUCAAGCGUGGUAUGACCAAGCCUUUGAACAAGCGUCCGGUCAAGUCUCCGGAUCUGGACACCUGUCCUGUCCGUAGAGGCGUUGUUCUCCGUGUGAUGGUGCUUAAGCCAAAGAAGCCAAACUCAGCGUUGAGAAAGGCUGCAAGAGUUCGUCUCACAAACGGUAAGGUCAUCAGUGCGUAUAUCCCAGGUGAAGGCCACAAUGCCCAGGAGCACAGUGUUGUGCUGGUCAGGGGUGGAAGAUGUCAGGAUGUUCCUGGUGUUAAGUACAGAUGUGUUCGUGGUGCUAUGGAUCUAAGUGGAGUUGCCAACAGAACAACCUCCAGAAGUAAAUACGGUGCUAAGAAACCACAAAAGGAGUGAUAUAUAUAACUUCAGCAAUACAUGUACAUAACUAUUCU
Molecule: messenger RNA, 659 nt
Organism: Williopsis jadinii
Lineage: Eukaryota; Fungi; Ascomycota; Saccharomycetes; Phaffomycetales; Wickerhamomycetaceae
Gene: MRPS12
Product: mitochondrial 37S ribosomal protein uS12m
Exons: 1
Coding region: 91-621 (176 amino acids)
Biological process (GO): translation
Cellular component (GO): ribosome; small ribosomal subunit
Molecular function (GO): structural constituent of ribosome
Source: RefSeq, a predicted model, not a curated record